Molecule: messenger RNA, 1695 nt
Organism: Boeremia exigua
Lineage: Eukaryota; Fungi; Ascomycota; Dothideomycetes; Pleosporales; Didymellaceae
Product: cellobiose dehydrogenase
Exons: 4
Coding region: 1-1695 (564 amino acids)
Molecular function (GO): oxidoreductase activity, acting on CH-OH group of donors; flavin adenine dinucleotide binding
Source: RefSeq, a predicted model, not a curated record
AUGAUUGCGAGUCAGAUUCUACCUUCUUUCCUGCUGGCUGUGAGCUCUGUUGCCCGCGCUCAAGCUCAUGACACUGUUUCGCUUCGUAGCAACGACACCGUUCCCAUUUGGAACUCAAGUUACGACUACAUCGUUGUAGGUGGAGGUGCAUCGGGUCUAAUCGUAUCCGAGAGACUUGCGGAGACAGGCAAGUCGGUCCUUGUACUGGAACGAGGUGGACCUUCUCUGUUCUCAUCAGGUGGCGAGCUCUUUACAUCUUGGAACCGAACUCUCACUCUCUACGAUGUGCCUGGAAUAUUCUAUACUAUGGCAACUAGAACAGAGACCCUAAAGCUCUGUACCGAUGUUCCUCAAGGUGCUAUAGCAGGCUGCAUACUUGGUGGGGGGACUGCAGUUAACAGUAUGCAAUUUGUCCGGCCACCCAGCUUCGAUUUUGACAAGUGGCCCGUCGGCUGGCAAUGGUCCGAUGUAGAGCAGUCGGCCGCACGCCAGUACGAACGAAACCCUGGAUCUACCACUCCGUCUGCCGAUGGGAAGCACUACGACAAUGGUGUUUGGGAUGUCACUUCCAGUUUCUUCGCUAAUGGUGGUUACACUCAGGUGGAUACCAAUGAAGAUCCAGACAAGAAGUACAAGGCUUACUCAUAUCCGGCUCUCAAUACCGAGGGAGGGUUUCGCGCAGGACCUGUUCGUACGUACUUGCCGCUCGCGGAGAGGUUUCCGAAUUUCAAGCUUCAGUUGCACACGAAAGUCGUACGUACAGUGCGGACUAAAUCGAAAAUAACCGGCGUCGAAGUGGAAGAUACCACCGGCAAGCGCUCGAUAGUCAACAUCAAUCCAGGUGGAAAGGUGAUUCUUGCCGCUGGAGCUUUGUCGAGUCCUCGUAUCCUCUUUAACUCAGGUAUUGGGCCAGUAGAUCAAAUCAACAUAGACUGGAUUGAAUCGCCGGUCGGCUUCGUUCAAGACCACACGAUAGUUAUUGUCACUUUCAAUGCUCCAGGGGGCACGAACGUACUAAACCAGACAGAAUUCACCAAUCCCAGUCAGGAAUUGCUUGACCUCUAUGCCAGCGGUUCGGGUCCUCUUGCUCAGUCUUGGAAUCGCUUAAUGUCCUACUCUACAGUCACAAACGAGGACGGCCACAAAACACUUUGGCAGGGUCAUGCAAUGGGAGUGUUGAAUAACACAGUCCAAUUUAUGGUGGCCAUUACCCACAACUCCACUUCAACCGGAACUCUGGGAAUCACGUCUGAAGGGAACACAGAGUGGAUUCAGAGUCCGUACCUGAAGUCAGCAUCCGACAAAGAAGCCAUGACAAGAGCACUUGAUGAGCUGCUAGCUAUUAGUCGCCUGCCUAAUAGUACCCUGGCGUAUGGGGGCCCUUUAAAUUCCACUGGCGCGUCGGUUCUUGAAGUUGCGAUGAGUGGCACAGAUCCAAAUACUACAAUGAUCCCUGGACAACAUAUGAUCGGCACAACAAUCAUGGGUACCGAUGAUGGGACCAAGAAUGGAAGCAGUGUGGUGGAUACGAACUGCAAGGUAUAUGGCACAGACAAUCUGUUUAUCGUCGAUGCUGGCAUGCAUGUUGAUCUGCCGACAGGUAAUACGCAAGCUAUUGUCAUGGUAGCAGCUGAACACGCUGCCCAGAAGAUUAUUGCACUUGAUGCAUGCAUGAGCUAUGAGAUCUGCUGCUAG